CUAGACAACAUUGGUAUGUCUUCAGUCUCUGUGUUCCAAACCUCAGUCCGAAAGAGGAAUUAUGGUCGACUCUUGUUCUUCUUCUUCGUGCAAGCACUUCUCUAUCCAACUGUGCGACUGACUCAAUCCAAAAUUUCUUGAAAGAUAGCGAACACCUUCAUAAUUCUAUACCUAUUCUGAUCAAGAAAUCAAGAUCACAACCGGUACAAGUUCUAGUUUUUAGAAAUUCCAGAUCAAUUUAGCCUCAGAGAAAGUGCCAAGACUUCUCUCUUGUUUCCCUCUCGUUCUCCCUUUGUUUCUUUGAUUUCAACCAUUUCCACAAAUCGAACCCAAGAAUGGACAGAGAAAGAGAGAUGGAGUACAGGUGUGUUCAGUGCGGGUUUGGGGUCAAAACAUUGUUCGUGCAAUACUCACCCGGGAACAUCCGACUCAUGAAAUGUGAGAAUUGCAAAGUGGUUGCCGAUGAGUACGUCGAAUGUGAAACCAUGAUUCUUCUAAUUGAUUUGAUUCUGCACAAACCCAAAGCAUAUAGACAUUUACUUUAUAACGUGCUCAAGCAAGAAUCUCCAAAAUUCAAGGGUUUAUUGUGGAAAUUAACUAUUGGUUAUCUUCUUUUGGAUGUUUACAGGUAUCUUGUUUUAGAAAGUGGUGAUGAAGAGUGGGGUUUGUCCACAAGCUUUUCUUCAUUAGUUUGGACCUGUCGAAAGAUGUUCACAGAUGUCUUUCUCGGGAACUUCAUGUUACUGUUUACUUUUCUUCUUGUGAUGAAGAUAUCUCCUAGCAGACGUGCUGGAACCCCACGGUGCAAAGACUUUUUGCUUGCAAUCUUGAUAUCAAGUUACUUUAAGAUAUUUCUUGUUGCCAUGAUGGUCUGGGAGUUUCCAUCAUCGGUGAUUUUCAUUAUUGAUUUAUUUGUUUUAUCAUCCAACACAAUGGCAGUAAAAGUGAUAACUGAAUCAGGGAUGAGUAAAUGUAUAGGAGCCUGCUUCAUUGCGCAUGCUGUUAAGGCCUUCACCUCUCAGGUGCUUUAGCUAAGAUUUUUGAGAUAAGCAAACUUCUUUGGCCAUUUAAUUCCCCAGUCAUCGUGUUUAAAUACUACAGAACAGAGCAUCAAUCUUAUUCUGUCUUAACCUUUUUUAAUACUCUUAUUUCCUAACAAUGCAAUGGCAGUGGGUGGGAUUAGCUGGCGAGUAUAAUUUAUAUGUGAAUUCAAACUAGUCAAGUCAAUAUGAAAUAGAUUUGCAUAUUAUGUUAUCUGCCCAUCGAAGUUAAAUUGGCAUUCUGAUUCACAAUUUCAAUUUGUACUUUGGUCUCAA
Molecule: messenger RNA, 1316 nt
Organism: Juglans microcarpa x Juglans regia
Lineage: Eukaryota; Viridiplantae; Streptophyta; Magnoliopsida; Fagales; Juglandaceae
Product: protein ARV 2-like
Exons: 10
Coding region: 336-1031 (231 amino acids)
Biological process (GO): regulation of plasma membrane sterol distribution; sphingolipid metabolic process; intracellular sterol transport
Cellular component (GO): Golgi apparatus; cortical endoplasmic reticulum
Source: RefSeq, a predicted model, not a curated record